Molecule: messenger RNA, 4604 nt
Organism: Thunnus maccoyii (southern bluefin tuna)
Lineage: Eukaryota; Metazoa; Chordata; Actinopteri; Scombriformes; Scombridae
Product: von Willebrand factor A domain-containing protein 5A-like
Exons: 21
Coding region: 299-3007 (902 amino acids)
Source: RefSeq, a predicted model, not a curated record
CUGUCAGUAUUUGAAGAGUGGUGGAAGAGAGCCUAAAAGUAGCAAUAAUACUACAAUGUAAAAUUAUUCCAGUAUCAAAAGUGAAAGUACUCGUCGCCCCCUCUGACCAGUCACGUGCACAUAUAUCUUAAAGGGGGCUUGAAUACCUGCCCGUUUGGCUUCCCGAGAGAGAAAGUUCCUCUUUUCUGGGGUGUUUUUAAAAAAUAUAUAUAUAUUCCUGCUACAUCCAGAGUGACAUAAUAUACUCAGAAUCUCAUCUUGUUUCUGAGUGUAGCUGACAGAGGAUUUAUAUCAGUAUAUGUUAGGGUUAAAAGUUUACCUCGAGGUAAAGUGGCUGUUGCUGACGGAACUCACGGGGACUUCACGAGGUGAUUAUUGUCAUCGCACAUCUCAUGCAAAGCUGGUGUGGAUACUGUCACGUAACACGUCUCACCAAGUUUUUUACGUUAGUUAUAAAGUUGUAAAAAAGAUUAGCAUCCUUAUCCUCCAUAAACUACAAGAUAAUGAUACACUCAACAAGUACAACGACGUUUUCCUCCAUAAACAGCCAAUGAGCAGAAAGUCCUCAAAUCUCCUUGUUACCUGUUGCACAGGUAGGAUGGAAGACUCCAGCGGUCUACUUACCACUGAGAGGGAACCAGUUCCUCUGAAGAGCAUUGAAGUGGAGCUGGAGGUGAGGGACCAUGUGGCUACACUGGUCUCCACUCUGCUCUACGAGAACAAGGAGGACAAACCACUGGAGGCUGUUUUUGUCUUCCCUCUGCCUGGAGAUGCUGCUGUCUGUCAUUUCAGUGCUAAGAUUGGACAAACACAGAUUGUAGCUGAGGUGAAGGAGAAACAGGAGGCUCAUGAGGAGUAUGAUGAUGCACUGAGCUCUGGUCAGCAGGCCUUCCUAUUGGAGGAGAGUGAUCAGAGCCCGGAUAUAUUCUCUCUGAGUGUGGGCAGUCUGCCUCCAGGAGAGAGUGCCUCCAUCAGGCUGGAGUACGUCACUGAGCUGGCUGUGCAGGCUGAUGACGGGCUGAGGUUUUGUCUGCCUGCUGUGCUCAACCCUCGCUACCAACCUCAGGGUAGUGAAGGUGGCAGCGUCCAGGUGACAUCUGUUCCAGCCUCUCUGGUGCCCUACAGUCUGUCUUUCUCUGCCCGGGUGUCUUCUCCUCGUCCAAUCUCUAAAGUGGAGUCCAACUGCUCCCUGGACCCUCUCCAGUACCUCAACACAGAGCAAACUCAGGCCACGGUCAAGUUGGCUGCAGGACACAAGUUCGACAGGGAUGUUGAACUGUUGAUUUAUUACAAAGACGCCCACCAGCCCACUGCUGUGGUGGAGGCAGGACAGGCCUCUGCCAAGCCUGGCACUCUGAUGGGUGAUCCAGUGGUGAUGCUGAGCCUGUACCCUGAGUUCCCCCAGGCUGUGAUGUCUUCAGUCGCCUCAUGUGGAGAGUUUGUGUUCUUGAUUGAUCGAUCUGGAAGUAUGGAUUGUUGUAUGGGCAACAGCAACCAGCAAGAGACUCGCAUUGGCAGUGCCAGGGAUACUCUACUGCUCCUGCUGAAGAGUUUACCAAUGGGCUGCUACUUCAACAUCUACGGUUUCGGGUCUAGCUAUCAACACAUCUUCCUUAAGAGUGUGGAGUACAAUGAGAAGACUAUGGAAGAGGCUCUGAAGAAAGUUGAGGAGAUGGACGCUGAUCUGGGAGGAACAGAGAUCCUGGAGCCCCUCAAACACAUUUACAGCCAGCCCUGCGUUCCCAGUCAACCAAGACAACUGUUUGUCUUUACUGACGGCGAGGUGGAGAACACCAAAGAAGUUAUAAAUCUGGUGAGGGACAACUCAGGCUCCCACAGGUGUUUCUCUUUUGGGAUCGGGGAAGGAGCCAGCUCUGCUCUUAUCAAUGGGUUGGCCAAGGAAGGAGGAGGUCACGCUCAGUUCAUCACAGGAACUGACAGGAUGCAACCAAAAGUGAUGCAGUCGCUGCGAUUUGCUCUGCAGCCAGCUGUAGUGGACAUCUCAGUCACAUGGGAUUUACCAAAGGCAGUGUCUGUCACUGUCCUCUCUCCACCCAUCACAACAAUUUUCCAGGGUCAAAGGUCACUGAUUUAUGCCCAGCUCACUGGACAGAGUCCAGAGGCAGCAGAAGGCUGUGUGACAGUGAAGUACAGCCUGGCAGGUCAUGCAUCUCAGAACCAGCUCCGCUUCAGUCUCAAACCUGCAGAGGACACUGGACUAACAGUCCACAGGUUGGGUGCUCGGACUCUGAUUCGCUCCCUGGAGAUAGAGGAGAGAGAGGAUGGAGAAGAGCAAGAUGGAGUGAAGCAGAAGGUGGUGGAGCUCAGUGUCCAAUCAGGAGUGAGCAGCUCCUUCACUGCCUUCAUUGCCAUCAAUAAAGGCGACGGCCAGGCAAUUCAAGGGCCUCUGUUGUUUAGAAAUGAUCUAAUGUUAGGAUGCAGUUUGCGUGAUUUUUCUCUGGGGUUCGAUGAGGAUUCAUGUGAUUCAGGUUUUGGCGGCUUUGGCUGGUCCCGCAAGUUUGGUGCCUCAUUUCAGAGCCAUGGAAAGUCUGUAAAGAAGAAACUGAAAUCAGUUUUCAGCAGAGUUGGAGGCUUCUUUAAGGGUGGUCAGAAAGCAUCAUGUCAGAGCAAUGAGACAGAUUUAAGCGAGGAUGCAGCCUUUAAGCCCAAGCAGCCACCCAGAGACCCUUUGCUGCAGUUGGUGUCUCUGCAGGAGGCGUCUGGCUGCUGGGUGCUAGAUCCAGCUCUGGCUGCUGCACUGGGAAAGACCAGCGAGGAGCUGGAUAAGCCAAAACCUGCAUUGGUGAACAAGGAAGUGUGGGCCACCAUUCUGGCUCUGAUCUGGCUUCAUGGUUUCAAGUCAGAUGUUCAGGAUGAAUGGGAGCUUCUGGCUAUGAAGGCUGUGUCAUGGCUCCGUGCUCAGAAAGCACCAUGUGUGACAGAGUGUAUAGAGGCUGGAAAUGCACUGCUGGGAUGUGAGGUGCAGAAAGAUGCUCUGGUGAUUUGAGAUUUCAUUCCACUGGCCUCUACUGAGUCAGAAACAAACCCUCAUUGCAACUUCACUCCUUCUUUCAGAACAUUAAACUUUAAGUUGCCAAGAUGAUACAAUUAACGCAGACAAGACAAUAAUGGAGUUUGAAAUGAGAUUUGCCAAAAACGACAAAAGCCCUGGUUCAGACGGAUAUAUCAGUGCAUUUUAUAAGGCUUUCUCAGAUCAAAUGACUUCAUUACUAGCUACUGAUGACAAUCACUGAUCAAUGUUACACAUAAAAAGUGUAAAGAGGGGGAGGCCUAUUGCACAAAAUGACUAUAGAUUGCUUACAUCUAUUUUUGCAAAAAGAGAAGGAACUGCAAUAAAACACAUUAUACAUCCUGAUCUAACUGGGUUUAUUACUAAUGAGAAGAUUCUGAAUAUUAUAACUUCAUUUCCAGAGUAGAGAGAAUAUGGCUUUAGCUUUAGAGACACAAAAAGCCUUUGAUCAGGUAUCACGGCCUUGAAUUUGAUUAAAUGGGUACAAAACAAAUAUUCAACUAACCAUAAGAACAAAUGGUCAUUUAUCUCAGCCUUUCAGUAUUGAGAGAGGAGUAUGUCAAAUGUUCUUCUUUUUACCAUCAGUAUUGAACCCUUUCCAUGAUAAGAUUAAAGCCAAAUAUUAAAGGUAUAAAAAUCAGAGAUGAAUAGCACAGAAUCAUUUUGUAAGUGGAUGGCAAAUGAAAAAAAAAACAACAAAAAAACUUUUGUUAAUGGAUUAGGCUGACUAUUUUCUAUAUUUUCUUAUUGUCAACAAAUCUAUUGUGUGUGUUUCCAAAGCCUGAUAUACCAUAUUCCUCUGUUUCAUAGACCUGAAAGGCUACGUCAAAGUCGAUGACUUUCAUCCUCAAUGGCUGACAAAGUUAGUCCACCAUCAUCAUUUUUUCUUGCUUUACAUCUGCAUGAACAAUCUCUACACUGUCUAGAAACUGCAGAGCUGUAGCCUACUGAAAUCAUGAAUGAUAUAUUCAUAUAACAUGAAUAACUCAGUGUUCAUUUAUGAUUUUUAAACAAUCGUGAAAAAAAAUGUGUGCCUUAAAAGAGCUAAGACUAGAGGGUUUCAUCCUGUAAGCUUUUUUUUUAUGACUGAUAGAAGGUGUAUUUUCACCUAAAUACCAACUUUUAAAUGGUCGUUUGAGUGUAAUAUUAGAUUCAAUGACAUAUAUGUACUGUAACUGUGAUAAUAGAAGUUUGUAUAGAAUUGAUUUAUUUAUUAUUGAUCUUUCCAUAAGCCAUUAAAACUGUUUUACUUUUUUCCAGUGAAGUGUAACAAGAUUACAAAACAAAUAAAUGGGUAUGACUAAUUGCCUUUUUCCUUGGUCCACUUUUCAGGUGUGUCACAUAUGUUCAACCUUUGAUUAAAUACAUUGUUUUUAUUUAGUUUUUUCUUGAUUUAAUAUUUAUUAUUGAGUUUGUGUGUUAGCGUUACUACUAUAGUGGUAGUAUGUUGCACUGUAUGUUUUUCAUAUGACAUCUGCUGUCUGACCUGACUCUUAUUUGUCACUGUGAAUGGGUGACCAAACUAGUUUCCCCUCUGAUGAAUAAUAAAGUUAUCUGACAUAAUCUAAUCACA